This is a messenger RNA of Trichosporon asahii var. asahii CBS 2479, 1065 nucleotides long. RefSeq lists its product as uncharacterized. Gene Ontology annotation, molecular function: cyclin-dependent protein serine/threonine kinase activator activity. Gene Ontology annotation, biological process: positive regulation of DNA-templated transcription, elongation; regulation of transcription by RNA polymerase II. Bases 1 to 1065 code for a protein of 354 amino acids. Gene Ontology annotation, cellular component: nucleus; cyclin/CDK positive transcription elongation factor complex. The record is from RefSeq and is a predicted model, not a curated record. The transcript is spliced from 4 exons. Lineage: Eukaryota; Fungi; Basidiomycota; Tremellomycetes; Trichosporonales; Trichosporonaceae.
AUGCCGGAGCCCACAACACGGCAUUUCCGGCCGUAUCUGCGACCGCCAGAGAUCGAGAGCCUGUCGGCACGCCAGAGGGGAAAGCUAAGCGUUGCGCGUGAGGAGCGUCUGCGUCAACAAGCGUGCACCUUCAUCGAGCAGGUCGGAGUUCGAUGCGGAUUACGGACGAUUGCUUCGGCUCAGACGUUGUACAUGCGCUUCCACCUGUUCUUCCCGUAUGCCGAGUUCCAGUUUGUCGAUGUUGCCCUGACGACCCUCUAUGUCUCUUCGAAAUUGCACGAUACGCUGAAGAAACCGAGAGAUAUCAUCAUUGCGAGUUAUGGCAUCCGAUUCCCCCAGCUCGUGCGCAAGGGCAGCACUGCGGUUGAUGUAUCUAACGUCGACUCUAACGUGCUGGAGCACGAGCGAAAGCGCGUUCUCGGUAUCGAGCGGUUGGCCCUCGAAACGAUCUGCUUCAACUUCGGAGUCCAGGUGCCUUUCGAGAUGGUCAUCAAACUGGGGAGGGAGCUUGCAUUGCCCAAGGAUGUGAUACAGCAAGCCUGGCGCGUAGCAGUUGACGCACAUCGAACACCGGCCCCUCUGUCCUAUCCUCCUCACAUCGUCGCCCUGGGAGCGCUGUAUACGUCAGCACUUCUCUCGUCCGAAUCGACGGCCCCACAUGACAACCCCGACCCCCUCGUCGCGAAGCUCGGCAGCCCCGGCCCAUGGGAAGACGAGUAUGCUGCGGCCGCUGAUGCGGUGGACGAUGUCGCUCACUCUCUCCUCGACCUGUACAUCACCAUCGUCAGUAUCCCACCCAAUGACCCGAGUCUCCAGUUGUUCAGUCCUUCGCCCGCGAGCCCGCGAGAGAAUCCGAGAAGUGGACGACCAUCGCCCGCGCCCGGCAAUGCACCCACAGUCACGGCUUUCAAGCUGCCGCCGUUCUGGACGUCGCAGAGUCUGACCGAACUCAAGAUCCACCUCAGGGAUAGGAACCCAGGUGUGAUGUGGCCGGCAGAGGAAGACACGGAGCUGCCAGAGGGCAUGGGCCGGAACGAUGGCACGGUACGCUUCAUGUGGGAUUGA